CAUUCUGGUGAAUGGGUUGGUCGAAAUUGCCCAUUUUCUAAAUUCAGCAGGGGACUCUUGUCUCAGUGGAUACAUCUAUGUAGAGUUUAAAAGUCUAAAAUGGCCCCUUUAUUGGAGCAAUUUAUCGAAUGCCACGUCUUUGUGAUCUCGGUGGAUGGACGCGUGUUCGUCGGAGUGUUAAAGGGGUUUGAUCAAUUGACGAACCUCGUCUUGUACAAUUGCAUCGAAAGGGUCUAUCAUGUUGAUUCGCCCGUGGAAGAACUCGAGCUAGGAAUCUACGUCGUUCGAGGAGAUAAUGUUGUGCUAGUCGGAGAAGUCGACUUGGAUGUGGAUAGAAGCAUGUCUGGAAUCGAGGCACAACCACUCAAGCCUGUAGUCUAUUAAGUUUUCCAAGUUU
This is a messenger RNA of Theileria equi strain WA, 397 nucleotides long. RefSeq names its product U6 snRNA-associated Sm-like protein LSm8, putative. Gene Ontology annotation, molecular function: RNA binding. Bases 100 to 384 code for a protein of 94 amino acids. The record is from RefSeq and is a predicted model, not a curated record. Gene Ontology annotation, biological process: mRNA splicing, via spliceosome. NCBI's taxonomy places the organism in Eukaryota, Apicomplexa, Aconoidasida, Piroplasmida, Theileriidae. Gene Ontology annotation, cellular component: U4/U6 x U5 tri-snRNP complex; precatalytic spliceosome; U6 snRNP. The transcript is spliced from 3 exons.